Messenger RNA from Myxocyprinus asiaticus (Chinese sucker), 3578 nucleotides. It is a transcript of the gene eipr1, whose product is annotated as EARP complex and GARP complex interacting protein 1. Gene Ontology annotation, biological process: protein ubiquitination. The transcript has 10 exons. The coding region runs from base 111 to 1280 and encodes 389 amino acids. NCBI's taxonomy places the organism in Eukaryota, Metazoa, Chordata, Actinopteri, Cypriniformes, Catostomidae. The record is from RefSeq and is a predicted model, not a curated record. Gene Ontology annotation, molecular function: protein binding.
UUUGCGUAAGUCUGAUUUCACUCUCGCGGAACUGUUGUACACGUCAUUUGUAAUCGAUAAAUUGGAGAAUGUUUUUUUUCCUCUGAAUGUAAAGACAAAUUAAUUAAUGUAUGAAAAUGGAGGAUGAUGCACCGGUUAUUUAUGGCCUGGAGUUUCAGGCACGGGCUCUGACCGCUCAGACCGCUGAGACUGAUGCCAUCAGGUUUCUAGUGGGCACACAGUCACUGAAAUUUGAUAACCAGAUUCACAUCAUUGACUUUGAUGAUGAAAAUAAUAUGAUUAAUAAGAGUGUACUGCUGCAUGAUGCUGGUGAGAUAUGGCACAUCAGUGCCAGCCCCGCAGACAAGGGAGUGCUGAGUACAUGCUACAACAAGACGUCUGAGAGUCGGGUGCUCACAUGUGCGACGGUGUGGAGGAUGCCCCCGGAAUGGGAAUCAGGCAGCCAUGAGUCCCCCGACGAUUCAUCAAACAACCCACAGACCUUGGAGCUUCUCUGUCACCUUGACAACACGGCCAACAGCAGCGUGGCCUGUGUACUGUGGGAGCCCAUGGGUGAUGGCAAGCGUAUGAUCUCUCUGGCUGAAAAUCAUGUGCUGCUGUGGGACCUGCAGGAGAGCUCCACUAAGGCCACGAUUUCAAGCAGUGCCACCCUGGAGGGCAAAGGGCAACUGAAAUUCACUGCAGGCAAAUGGAGCCCACAUCACAACUGCACCCAGCUGGCGACAGCUAACGACACGGCCAUUCGUGGCUGGGAUCUACGGAGCAUGAGUCAGAUCUACUGCAUUGAAAAUGCUCACGGACAGCUGGUACGUGACUUGGACUUCAACCCCAACAAGCAGUAUUAUCUGGCUAGCUGUGGAGAUGACUGUAAAGUCAAGUUCUGGGAUGUGCGGCACAUCAGCGAGCCUGUCAAAUCCCUGGAGGAGCACUCUCAUUGGGUUUGGAGUGUGAGGUACAAUCAUUCUCAUGAUCAGCUCUUGCUCACGGGCAGCAGUGACAGCAGGGUGAUCCUGUCCAACAUGGUGUCCAUCUCCUCUGAGCCAUUUGGACACCUGGUAGAUGAUGAUGAUCUCAGUGACAAUGAGGAGAACCAACAGGAAGACAAAGGGAAAGAGCCCCUUCAGGACAGCAUCAUUGCCACGUAUGAAGAGCAUGAAGACAGUGUGUAUGCCGUGGAGUGGUCUGAAGCCGACCCCUGGCUGUUUGCCUCACUUAGUUACGAUGGCCGGCUAGUGAUUAACAGAGUACCGCGAGCCCUCAAAUACCGCAUUUUACUGUAGAGCAGAAUGAACUCUUGUUUUGGAGCUGACCAACACCAACAUCCCAUGCUUCUUCAGAUGAGAAGAUGACUGAAAAUAUUGUUUUGACUUUAUAUGGGAGUGUUUCAGUAAACUCUACAGUGUCAGAUAUCUACAGCAGCUGUACCGUUGCUCUAAUGAAUACCAUUAAUCAGAUUUUUGCUGUAAUUUCCUGACACCUGAUGAUUUUUUUGGACUGCACCAAGAGGUUUGCGAUUCACCUACAUCAAAAUGAGUUUAUUUAAAGACAGAUAUCUGCAUUUUUUUUGUGUCUACUGUGGGAAAUCAGAACCCUGAAGAUUAAUUAUGAUUAUGUGUCUUAUCAUGUGUGGUUUAACAACAGCAAUGUUCUGUGGAGCUGUCACAGAGCAUUUAAUUACCCCUGUAUGUUCCCCAUAAAACAGCUUUAAUUAAAGAGCAGGACAUCUUGGGCUUUGGUUUGAUAUCCUUCCUGUCUUUCUCUGCUUAUCUGUCUCUCCUGCUCCUCCUCCUGUUUCUGUAAUUGCAGGAGCUGAGAGUUGUCUGUGAGUGUUCAUUAAAGCAUUCUCCAGUGACGGUCUGUUUUAAUUGUAGCUUGACUCUCCACAUCUCAGGCUGCCAGGGGAAUGCCGCGGUCCGAUCCAUCAAUACCAGGGCCAGCGGAACGACUCGAAUGUGUAAUGUCAGUGUUUGGUGUCUCAAGUGGUGUGUCUACCCUUUGCAUACUGCAUUCUCAGUGAUGUGGAGUUUUGGGACUCUUGCCCUCUCACGCCUUUUUCACUCUUAAUGGGUCUGUCACAAGCCCUGCCGUCGCUCUCUCACCCUGUUCUUCGGUUGACGUGCUGUCAUGGUGAAGUGGGGCUCUAACAUAGAGAAAUUUGCAUGAAUCCUCGUCUUCCUAUAAAAUAUCCUGUGUGACUCCAUGGCAUAGCAAGAGUUUGUGUGUGUAUAUCAGAUUUGAGGAGAGUGUGACAUCUCUAAUAAUCAUAAUAAUCUGCAUAAUUUGAAGGGUUAAUAGCGAGUUAACAUGCACAUUAAAGUGAUGCUUAAAGGAAUAGUUCACCCUAAAAUGGAAAAUCUGUCAUCCUUUACUCACCCUCCUGUCAUUCCAAACCUGUUUGCAUUUUUGAAGAGUAUCCUCUUUCAUAUAAUGAAAUUGUGGACUAGGGUUGUCCCGAUCCAUAGAAAAAAUCAGACUCAAAAGAAUCAAGAGGAAAUUAUUUGUUCUCAAUGUAAAGAUUUUCAAUGAAAAAGGAUUGUUUCUCACACAAAGCUAUCUUAUGACCAGUGUUAAUCUCUUCAACUAAAUUACUGAUGAAAAUGAUUAGCGACAAAGGUUUUUUUUUAAAUUUAUUUUUUUGGUCAUCAAUAAUGAAGAUGAGACGGAAAAAAAAUGUAGGCCUAUCUUAAUCAAAGGGUUUUAAAGGAAUAGUUUACCCAAAAAUUAAAAUUGUCUCAUCAUUUACUCACCCUCAUGCCAUCCCAGAUGUGUAUGACUUUCUUUCUUCUGCUGAACAGAAACUAAGAUUUUUAGACGAAUAUCCCAGCUCUGUAGGACCAUACUGUGCAACUGAAUAGUGGCCAGAACUUUGAAGCUGAAAAAAGCACAUAAAGUCAGCAUAAAAGUAAUCCACAUGACUCCAGAGGUUAAAUCCAUAUCUUCAGAAGCGAUUGGAUAGGUGAGGGUAAGAAAUAGAUCAACAUUUAAGUCCUUCUUUACUAUAAAUUUUCCUCCCUGCCCAGUAGGUGGUGAUAUGCAUGAAGAAUCUGAAUCGCCAAAAACAAAAGACGACGAAUGUCAAAGUGAAAGUGGAGAUUUAUGUGUAAAAAAUAAAAAAUAAAAUAUUGAUCUGUUUCUCAACCAUAUGUAUCAUAUCGCAAGAAGUGACUGAAAUCCAGUCAUAGUAUAUUGGGUAUUACCCAUCUAAAGCUGUGUGAGCUGCAAGAGCUGAACACCUUGAAAACAUUUCCUCUAAGGUGCACACAGUAAUUUUUUCCUCAAUAAACAAGUUUAACUCCUAAAGACAUGAAUUGAAAUUUUGAAUCAUGAGCACCACAUGAAAUGGAGACUCCAGUCAAAUCAGUAACCUUAUAAAUGCUGUUUUAUUCUACAUGGAGAGGGUCCACACAUGGGGGCGGCCAUGUUAGAAUCACAUGACUAGCCUAAUACUACUCGCUUAAUCUCAGUAUCCGUCCUGUUAUUGGACACUUUCACUCAUUGAUUAAAGUAAUCAUGACUGACUGUGAAUACUAAAUUUAAUUUAAUUAAAUUAUGCUGAUUAAUUAUAUUAAUGGUGAUUA